GGCGUCUAUGCGUCAUGCUAAGUCUGGUCCCCCAUCUGUGCAGUACUAAAGGUACGUACCGAUCUUAGAACACCUGACCGCACAGUAUCUACGAUGGCGAGAGAAUUGAAUAAGUCCAAGGGCAUUUUAAAAAACAAGGGUAGCGUUUCAUCAGCCUCCACUGAACGACAUGCGCCCAAUCCUCGUGAGGUUGCUGUCAAGCAUGCGCAUAUCAUCCACUCGCGCCGCCAGAUCGAAGAUCAGAUCGCCGACUCCAUAAUCGAACUCUCCAAGUUCCCUACCACUCGCGACUCGUUCUACGAUGCCCCCAACCCUGCGCCAGCCGAUGCGGAAACGUUCAAAAACCAGGUCCGUCUAUACCAGCCGAGUGACUACGAUGAUCUGAUUGAGGAGCGUAACGCCAAUGGGCUUUGCGGAUAUACGCUAUGCCCCAACCUGCGGUCUCGAGUAACUGGAGGUGGCACCUUCAAGAUCCUAAACUAUGGGCGCAGAGACUUCAACAUCAUUCCGAGUCGGGAGCUCGAGAAGUGGUGCUCACAGCUUUGUGCUAAGCGAGCCAUGUACGUCAAGGUGCAGCUAAACGAGACAGCUGCGUGGGAACGUGCAGGUAUCGCUUCGAUACACAUAGAACUAUAUGAGGAAGAUACUAGCUCUACAGUUAGUGAUGCCACCACGCAGCUGCAAAAGGACGUGGAGAAUAUGAAGAUCGAAGCGCUAGAAAAAAGCGCCCAGAAUGCGCAAAGUCUCGCUCUGGAAAGAGGGGAUGCCAUUGAGAACGGGAAGACAUCGAAACGCUCUGUGAAGCUAACUAUCAGGGAGAAACCAGCGAAGGCGCCAACAGCCCCAUCACUAGAUCUCGAUAGUCAGGCCCAUUUGGUAAUGGAAGGCUACAAAACUACUUUCGAUCCGAAGUCAGACGCAGUGAACCAAGACGAGCAGAAGACGAGUUCAAGAGAUGUGAUAAGGGAAUGACGUGUUUAGGCUUCAUCAUCAUAAUUACGAUGCAUUUACGAGGCGUUUAGGUGUACAUCACUAGAGAUACCCCCAGACCAAACUGAGCUAGCGCAUGCAUACAUUCGUGAUA
Xylaria bambusicola is the source of this 1084-nucleotide messenger RNA. Its product is annotated as Rtr1/RPAP2 family-domain-containing protein. Bases 94 to 972 code for a protein of 292 amino acids. Gene Ontology annotation, cellular component: nucleus; cytoplasm. Gene Ontology annotation, molecular function: RNA polymerase core enzyme binding; RNA polymerase II CTD heptapeptide repeat phosphatase activity. Lineage: Eukaryota; Fungi; Ascomycota; Sordariomycetes; Xylariales; Xylariaceae. The transcript has 2 exons. The record is from RefSeq and is a predicted model, not a curated record.